Messenger RNA from Lotus japonicus, 1752 nucleotides. RefSeq names its product probable protein phosphatase 2C 60. Gene Ontology annotation, molecular function: protein serine/threonine phosphatase activity; cation binding. Gene Ontology annotation, biological process: protein dephosphorylation. The coding region runs from base 463 to 1641 and encodes 392 amino acids. The record is from RefSeq and is a predicted model, not a curated record. NCBI's taxonomy places the organism in Eukaryota, Viridiplantae, Streptophyta, Magnoliopsida, Fabales, Fabaceae. The transcript has 6 exons.
UUUCCAAUUUCAUUCAUUCAUUGACUCUCUUUCUCUCUCUAACGUAGUUCCAUUGAACCUUCUACCAUUCUGGUUGUGGAGCCCAUAGCUGGACCUGUGCUUUGCUGGCUUCAAGCUCUCAAUCGUUGGUCUUUUUAUGGUGUUUGUCUGCUGCUGAGUUCACAACAAAAGGGUUUCAAUUUGCUCCAAACUUUUCAUUUUUCAUCUUCAUCAAUUUCAUCAUCAUCUUCUGCAUCAUACAUACCAAACCAAGUUGAGGAACAGCCAAAGCCAAAAAAAGUAAAAAAGAUCAUUAUCCUCUUCAUCUGGAGCAUCCCUAUCAGUUGUCUAAUUGUUGACUUGUGGUGACCGGUGAAGAGUGCAGAACUGUAUCUGUAGUGAAUUAAAAUCCUGCGAGGGGUGUUGUUUCUGUGGUAGUUGAUAGAUGUGGAAAUCCUUGGUGGCUUUUUGUUGAAAUGAGGGAUGUUAUCACAGUUAAUGAACCUAUUGAGGGCGUGCUUUCGGCCAGGUUUGGAUGGAAGAUAUGCACGCUCAGGAUCAGAUGCUGGAGGUAAACAGGAUGGACUAUUGUGGUACAAGGACUCGGGGCAGCACUUGAAUGGCGAAUUUUCAAUGGCUGUUGUUCAAGCCAAUAACUUGCUGGAGGAUCAGAGCCAGAUUGAAUCAGGCAGUUUGUGCUCCCAUGAGUCCGGCCCGUGUGGAACUUUUGUCGGUGUCUAUGACGGGCAUGGAGGGCCGGAGACAUCGCGGUUUAUCAAUAAUCACCUAUUUCAACAUCUCAAGAGAUUUACUUCAGAGCAACAAUCAAUGUCAGUGGAUGUUAUUCGCAAGGCAUUCCAAGCAACUGAAGAUGGGUUUAUGUCAGUGGUUGCUAAACAGUGGCCAUUGGCACCACAAAUUGCAGCUGUAGGGUCAUGCUGUCUUGUUGGUGUUAUUUGUAAUGGAACUCUUUUUAUAGCAAAUGCUGGAGAUUCCAGGGCUGUUUUGGGAAGAGUUGUCAAGGCAACCGGUGAGGUUUUGGCCACACAAUUAUCGACAGAGCACAAUGCAUCAAUAGAGUCUGUAAGACAGGAACUGCAUUCUUUGCACCCUGACGAUUCAAAUAUCGUUGUUCUAAAGCAUAAUGUAUGGCGUGUGAAGGGCAUUAUUCAAAUUUCUAGAUCUAUUGGUGAUGUGUAUUUGAAAAAGGCUGAGUUCAACAGAGAACCAUUAUAUGCUAAGUUUCGUCUUCGUGAGCCGUUUAAGAGGCCAAUUCUGAGCUCAGAACCAUCAAUUACAGUGCAUCAGUUGCAGCCACAUGACCAAUUUAUUAUAUUCGCGUCUGAUGGGCUCUGGGAGCACCUUAGCAAUCAAGAAGCAGUUGAUAUAGUUCAAAACAGUCCCCGUAGUGGAAGUGCAAGGAGGCUGGUGAAAACUGCACUUCAAGAGGCAGCAAAGAAGAGAGAAAUGAGAUAUUCCGAUUUAAGGAGAAUUGACAGGGGAGUUCGUCGUCAUUUCCAUGAUGAUAUCACUGUGAUUGUUGUGUAUCUUGAUUCAAAUCUCAUGAGUAGGGCAAGCACUGUGAAGUUCCCUAGUGUUUCUAUUAGAGGUGGUGGUAUUAGCCUGCCUCAUAACACACUUGCACCUAUUGGUGGUACCUGAUCAUCUAAGUUGUAUCUUAACUUUUUUUCCUUUUUUUGUGUCAUUUUCAUGUGUGAAUAUCAGUUUAUCUUCAAAUAGCAAUGAGAGAAACAGCACUUCAAUUCUUUUGAA